Molecule: messenger RNA, 1242 nt
Organism: Eucalyptus grandis
Lineage: Eukaryota; Viridiplantae; Streptophyta; Magnoliopsida; Myrtales; Myrtaceae
Product: protein sym-1
Exons: 8
Coding region: 129-1031 (300 amino acids)
Cellular component (GO): cytoplasm; membrane
Source: RefSeq, a predicted model, not a curated record
UCUCGCGCCAAGUGGGAGCAACCUCAGCUGAACAACCUUAGCUGUUCCAAAACCCUCGCAAAACCCCCCCGCGAGCUUCCCUCUCUCCAGUUCAUUCCCAAGGAUCGUUCUUUAAUCGCAAAAAAGAUAUGAUUCAGUUCACCGGCAGCGUCGCCCGGCAGUCCCCAGCCUUGGUCCGGUUGGUGAGCCUCUCUCGCGCCCACCCUUCACAUUUCGCCCCAGUUCAUGCCAAGGCGGUCCAGAGAAGCGGGCUCUGGAGCUCUCCCUCGUGUCAAAAUCCCGUCUUUCCUCUGAAUUACGGCCGCUCUGGGGUUCCGAGGGACUCGGGUAAGGUUGAAAUUGGGUUCGGGCAACUGGGUUUCAACCGGGCCCGGUUUUCGGCGGUUUCAGACACGGGGUCUGGCGGAACUGGUGGUGAUGGAGGUUCUGGUGAUAAGAAUUAUGGAGGAAGAGGUGAAGGUGACGGUGGUGAAGGCGGCGGGAGCAGUGGAAAUAACUGGUCCUUGCUUUCUUGGUAUCUGACCCUACUUGCAAAAUAUCCCGUGGCAACAAAAGCGGUGACUUCUGCACUACUAACAUUCCUUGGAGAUUUGAUCUGCCAGCUUGUGAUUGAUCAAGCGCCAUCAUUGGACCUGAAAAGAAACUUCUCAUUUACUUUCUUGGGGCUGGUGUUAGUGGGUCCUACGCUUCACUUCUGGUACUUAUACUUGAGCCGGUUAGUAACUGUGCCUGGUGCCUCGGGAGCUAUUAUGCGCCUUCUACUUGAUCAGUUCGUUUUCUCUCCACUGUUCCUUGGUGUUUUCCUAGCUACGUUGGUAACACUAGAAGGGAGGCCAUCAGACGUUGUUCCCAAGCUGCAACAGGAAUGGUUUUCUGCUGUUCUUGCAAAUUGGAAGCUCUGGAUACCUUUCCAGUUUCUAAAUUUUCGUUUCGUCCCACAGCAAUUUCAGGUCCUUGCCGCUAAUGUUAUUGCUUUGGUUUGGAAUGUGAUUCUAUCGUUCAAAGCUCAUAAAGAGAUUCUCCCUAAAUAGGUCAAUUCUCCUGAAGUCAGGCAAUUUUGUACGCUGUGGAUGUCUCCUCAUGAACCUCAGGAGAGGGAGAAUGUAACUUUUCUGAGAUUUAUGUUGGUUUUGAUGGCUAGACUGUGCUUGCUUGUGUCCAUUGGUGUGGAAAUGUAAUGUGGGAGUGAAUUGUUCAGUUGCUUUAAGCUUUCUUCCUUGCAAGGUGCAUUAGCUUCCAUCA